GUACGCUAGUAUGCGGCUUGUGACAGCAGAGAGGCUAAGUAGGGAUGGGAUGGGAGGAAUGUUUUUAUUCCUGCCUGGUUUAAAUACAGCAACAGAAACGAGGCUGUUAGAAAGACAGACAGGCUGUGGAAAUAUCAGGCCUAUUAUAAACCUUUAAUGAGCAAUAUUAUACUAUUAUAAUAUUGUACUUAUUCGGCUGUAUUGAGGAUGGACUGAAUGCAGAAUGGCUACUAUAUCGUGAUCCUGCAGUGUAGAGUCGGACCAUGAACUACGUGGGACAGCUGGCCGGACAGGUGUUCGUGCAGGUAAAGGAGCUGUACCGAGGCCUGAACCCUGCCACCCUGUCCGGCUGCAUCGAUGUGAUCGUGGUGCGGCAGCCCGACGGCUCUUUGCAGUGUUCGCCCUUCCACGUGCGCUUCGGCAAGAUGGGUGUGCUGCGCUCCCGGGAAAAAGUGGUCGACAUAGAGAUCAACGGCGAGCCGGUCGACCUCCACAUGAAACUGGGGGAGAACGGCGAAGCUUUCUUCGUCAAGGAGGCCGAGACGAACGAGGAGGUUGUCCCGUCCCAUCUGGCGACGUCCCCUAUAAUGACCGACGGCUCGACUCUAAUGGAGUCCCAGCUGGGAAAAGGUGCGUCUCACCUGAACGAGCCCGUAACCAGGACCCCCGGCGAGUCCGUGUGCUCCUCGGGAGACAGCGGUUUGACGAAGAAAAGGAGAAAAAGAAGGAAGAAGUCCAAACUCGACACCGUGAAGCGAGAGGGAAACGGAGACUCGGAUGAUGAGGACAUGUUCACCAUGGAGAUGAGUUCUGACGAGGAUGCAGAUACCACAGCGAGCAGAGCUACGUCGCAUGAAUCCUACGCUGAGCAGAUGAGCAGUGGUCCCUCCAGGAGUUCCUAUACACAAAGCAAAGCAUACACACCAUGCAACCAAGACUGGACUUGUGUACAAAGCACAAGAAUGAAGCAGACCUGCACGCUGACAGUCCCAGCUAACGGCGGCCUGUCCAGCUCCUGUCCACAACAAGCCUCUGUAUUUCCCACUGAAAAGAGCCAAGGAAUUGGCUCCUUACCCUCCACACCCAAGAGUGACUCUGAGCUGAUGGUCAGACAGAUGUCUACAGGGAAGCCGGAGAACCCUGAGAUGCUGUGGGCUUGGGGAGAGCUCCCUCAGGCCGCCAAGCCCAUGUUCAAGCAGCCCGCAUCGAUCCCCAUGUCGGACAGCACGCAUUUCCGCACCAUUACUGGAGAUGGGAUGGUGGACAACGAGGACGAAAACGCUCCGGCGCUCGGGGCCGAAGGGGCGACAGCAUCAGCACCCGCUCCUUCUACGGAGGUGGAAGCCAUCGGUGUGGAAGCCAUCGGUGUGGCGGCUUGUCUAUUAAGCAACCUGGAGGAUGAACGGCACAGUCCAGCGCUUCAGGGCGCCAGCAAGACUGACUCGCCGUCGAAGAGAAAAGACAAGAAGAGUCGUCACCUCGGAUCGGACGGCGUGUAUCUGGACGAUCUUACGGAGCUGGAGCCAGAGGUAGCGGCGCUUUAUUUUCCUAAAAGUGAUGGUCCAGGGUGUGUUCGGGGCAAGACUGAGCAAAGGAGUGCCAAUCAGUCUCCCCAGUCAGUUGGCAGCAGUGGGAUGGACAGCGGUAUGGACAGCUAUUCUGACCAAGCAGACCUGCCCAAUAUUACCAUCUCUCUUUGUGGAGGACUGACCGAGAACCGAGAGAUCACUACAGAGGAAUUUCAGGAGAAGGCUGUAUCCUAUCAGGAGUUUGCCGACAACCCGUCGAUUAUUGACGACCCCAACCUGGUUGUAAAAAUCGGAACCAAGUACUAUAACUGGAGUACAGCAGCUCCUGUAGUGCUGGCAAUGCAGGUUUUCCAGAAACCCCUGCCAAAGGCUGCGGUGGAGAACGUCAUGAAGGAGAAGAUGCCCAAGAAAGGCGGACGCUGGUGGUUUUCGUGGCGGGGGAGGAACAGCAACUCCAGAUCGGAAUCUGCCGAGAGUGAAGAGCACGCCUCAUCAUCUGGAAUUGGGUUAAAGGAUGAAUCCUCCUCGAGUGAUGACGACAGUAGAGCGGCGCAGCAGAAUUUAGCAUGCAGCGAGUCUGAGCCCCAGAGUACGAGCAGCGUUUGCUAUCGGAAGACCCUCCGCUUAUCUUCGGAAGAGCUGGCCAGUCUGCAGCUCAAAGAGGGCCCCAAUGAUGUGGUCUUCAGCGUGACUACGCAGUACCAGGGUACCUGUCGCUGUGAAGGCACCAUCUAUUUGUGGAACUGGGAUGAUAAGAUUGUGAUUUCGGAUAUAGACGGCACCAUCACCAGAUCGGAUACCCUGGGACACAUUCUGCCAACACUGGGCAAAGACUGGACCCAUCAAGGAAUUGCCCGGCUGUACCACAAAGUUAGCCAGAACGGCUACAAGUUUAUGUACUGCUCGGCUCGAGCGAUCGGUAUGGCCGAUAUGACCAGAGGCUACUUGCACUGGGUUAACGAGAGAGGCACCAUGCUACCUCAGGGUCCCGUUCUUCUCAGCCCUAGCAGCCUGUUCUCUGCGCUGCACAGGGAGGUCAUAGAGAAAAAGCCAGAGAAGUUCAAGAUCGAGUGUCUGACUGACAUUAAGAACCUGUUCUAUUCAAACACUGAGCCUUUCUACGCUGCGUUCGGAAACAGGGCAACGGACGUUUACUCGUAUAAGGAGGUGGGCGUGCCACUGAACAGAAUCUUUACGGUGAAUCCUAAAGGAGAACUCAUCCAAGAACAUGCCAAGACCAACAUAUCAUCGUACGGGCGUUUGUGCGAGGUGGUGGAUCACGUCUUCCCUCUGCUGAUCAGAGGCGACACCUCGGACUUCCCCUGUUCGGACACCUACAGCCAGUUCACCUACUGGAGAGAGCAGCUACCGGCACUGGAUCAGGACGCAGAAAACGGCGAGGGGGACUAGCACACUAGUAACAUAGCACUUUUUUUAACAGAGCAUGACUCGUGAGAUCUACUUGUUUUUCCCAUCAUCAAUACCUUAAUUUUCAAUACCAUCGUGUGUGUCAUAGCUUUAAGCUAGCAGACUCAAGCUUUAUUUCCACUGCUGUCCGUUCAGAUUUAGUUUGGAGCUAAUCAGGUUGCGUUCACAGAAUCUUUGGUUUUGGCAUCUGUCAAACACUCAGAUAUUUACCGUCAUACAUACACCUGGGAAUCGAAUCCAGGAUCUUCUCACUGCAAGGCGAAGGUGCUAUCCACCGAGUAAACGUUAGAUAUAUUAAUCAUUCAAUUAAGUUGGACUAACAGGGUAACGAUCAUUCUGAACUUGGUUCGAAAAUUGGCAUUGCCACCGGUCAGUUGGGCACCAUCUAGCAGGAAUAAUUGGCAGUGCAUGCAGCAGAAACGUUUCUGCUAGGGCGGGAUGACCGGACUAUGUGGGUGGGGUCUUCAAACGCUGUGUAAGGACCCUGAUUAGCAGAUAGAGAGGUGCCUGUGCAGAAUGCUUGAGUGAAAAAAGGUUCCGCUAAGGGCUGUGCGCGGGUCGUAUGAGGCGUGAGCGGCAAUAUACCCCCCUCGACUGCAAUCAGGGAUCCCCCAGCAGCGGAACUACCUGUCCUGUCAUGAAUGUAACCAAACACAGUAAGGCAGGAAUACCCUGUAUAGGACGCCAAUCCAUCGCAGCGCUUUGGCAAUCAUUAAUAUAGACACUCGGUUGGCAACUGAGAUUCGAACCCAGGUCUCAGUGGUGUAAUAGACCUUGCAUAGACCAAGCACCUCAAUUGAAUCCAAGUUGUUUGCUUAGCCGUGCAUUCAUAUAUUGUCCUCGUCCUUUAACGCAGUGGUCCCCAAGCACCGUGCCGCGGACUGGUACCGGUCAGUGCAUCAUUUAUUACCGGGCCGGGUGUUAUUGUCUCCUAUCACCAGUAGGUGGGAGCAGCGUCUCGUUGCAGCUCAGGGUUCCCUCAGAUUUUCCAUCGUCUGUGAGCAGUAUUGUUAUUUUAUUUUAAAUCCUCCUGCCCCCUCCGGUCUGUGAAAUUAUGUCUUAUAUGAAACCAGUCCAUGGUGCAAAAAAUCCAUGACAAGUGAUUGACAGAUGCUAAAAAUCUCAAUCUCAAGUACAGUCUUUUGUGCUCAUAAGCUAAAAAACCACAUUAAACAUUAAAACCACCUCCUUGUUUCU
Trichomycterus rosablanca is the source of this 4154-nucleotide messenger RNA. RefSeq names its product lipin 1a (gene lpin1a). Gene Ontology annotation, cellular component: mitochondrial outer membrane; nucleus. NCBI's taxonomy places the organism in Eukaryota, Metazoa, Chordata, Actinopteri, Siluriformes, Trichomycteridae. Gene Ontology annotation, biological process: cellular response to insulin stimulus; fatty acid catabolic process; triglyceride biosynthetic process. The coding region runs from base 264 to 2939 and encodes 891 amino acids. The record is from RefSeq and is a predicted model, not a curated record. Gene Ontology annotation, molecular function: phosphatidate phosphatase activity; transcription coactivator activity. The transcript has 21 exons.